This is a messenger RNA of Prunus armeniaca (apricot), 318 nucleotides long. The record is from the annotation of a GenBank genome assembly. NCBI's taxonomy places the organism in Eukaryota, Viridiplantae, Streptophyta, Magnoliopsida, Rosales, Rosaceae.
AUGGUUUCAUGGUGGAAACCUCAAUGCAACCGCACGGAAUCAUGGCUGCCAACACCUUGCAGCCAUCUUCUAGUGCUUUGCAGCCGCCUUCAGCUGCUGGAAUUGCAUAACAGCCGCCACAUGACCCCAGGACCUCCACAGCCUUGCAGUCGCCAGCGCCAAUUGCCAAAGCUACUCUGCCUCGCUGUCCUGUUGUCGGAGCACAACAGCAGCCACACCACUCAGCUGCUGGAUUUGCUGCAUAGCCCCACGGCUACUCCGACAUCGUCCCAAUCUUGGAGCAGAUCCAUUCUCUCCCUCAUCUACAAUCACACUUGA